CACCACGUGCCAGUAUUGUUUUCUUCAGAACGAAUCGUAAAGUCUGUGAUGAUUGGUUUUCUCGUAUUAGAACAGGAAUUGUUAAAAGUGCUAAAAUCAUUGGAGAUGAUGCUCUGGCCGUUAUGCACGGUUUUCGGGCACUUGCACAACGAGUAGUUUCACUAAAUCAAGGACUGAUUACCAGUGAAAAUAUUUGGUUGACAGACUUUCAACAAAUUUUGAGUGAUGUCGUUGAAUGUCUGCAAAGAUUACAUGCUGGCGAUAGUAUUAUUGGGCUUUUAGCAUGGUCUCGACGUAUCUGCUCGAGUGACAAAAAUCAAGAAGCGAGUUUAUCGGAUCACACUAAUGACCUUACCGCGGGUGAAAACAUUGAACCAGUCAACUCUACUCAAACAUCUCAGCGCAAUCUAGAGCAUAAACCUAUUUCAAAUCAGGCAAAUUUUGAUUGGAUGAAUGGGUCUCAUUUGUUCGCGGAAUCUAGAUAUGAACUUGCUGCAAGUAAAGCUAUUGAUUCUUUUGACUGCCUUCUUGAAGUUGAUCCUGAAAUGCAAACUAUUUUGCCACAAGCUCGAUUUUUGAGCUCUCAAGUAAGCAAAAUCCUAUUACAAUAUAACUCUGAAUUUAAGCAACCAAAACAGACGAGACCUUCAUAUGCUAAAAUAAAAGGCUGGUUCUUACGUGAGGACAAAUUAGCCUUAAUGCAUGUUAAAAUAAUUGAUAGCUAUUGUAUGAUGCAAGAUUUGUCUUCAUUAGCACAAUGGGUUCAUGCACAUGAUGAAACUGAAAUAAUUGUAGAUCCCUUGGUAAAGAUAAAUCAAGACUAUUUAACAGUGCUUGCAAAAUAUCACGAUAGUGAUUACUUGGAUGCAUGGAAGCUUAUUGAUAAUGUUCCACCACAAAUAUCACAAAAAUAUCUCAAUUAUCGUGGUGCUAACUUUAUCCCAAUAUUAUGCCUUUUACGUGAGAAGCUUUUUAAUUUAGCCAAUGAAUGUCCUACUACUGGGACGUUGAAUCAGCAAACAACUCUGUGUGUUUUAGAGAAUAUUGUUAAGCAAUCUUUUACGGACUCCAUGAUGAACAUCAUCCCUCUAUUAUUAAGGACAAUUACAAUGAAGUCUGAAGUUCAACAGCUUCACCAUUUUUUAUCUGAAUUUGUGGAAUACAUAAAUAUCAAUCAAAAAUUUUCGUUUAGCGAUACAUUUGUUAUUGAUUUAUCUGUGUGGAGUCCAUUAAAUACAGCCGUUGACCAAUUACUUUCGAGCCCAGAAUCUGAAACAUUAAAAGAAGUUGAUACCUUUAAACUUAUAAUGGCCAAAAUUGCUAGAAAAAGUUCUGCUUUAAAUUAUGCAGCCCAUAUCUUUGAUCAUUGGAAGAAAGAUACUCCUGCGGAAGUUGUAUUUGAACAUUCUAAAAUGUUAUUUGCUCAAGGAUUAUAUCAAGAAGCCAUAGUCCGUGUAUGUUCACUUUUGCGUGAUGAGCAACAUCCGUCCUUUGCAUUUUCUGAGACUCUAAUUUUCCGUCAAAACGUGCUUUUAAAAUUGGCAAAAUGGCUACAACAUACAGAAUCUCAAUUAGACGGCGAGACUUUAUCUGAUUUAAAUCUUAUUCUCGGAAAGUAUAUUGGUAGCCAAGGUUUGGAUGAAAUUAAUUUAGAACCAAAUUUAAUAAAUAGUAACCUGGUGGAAGCAUGCUUAUUUAGUGCAAUUAAUGAAGAAAGUUCUACUGCGAAGGCUUGGUUUGCCUAUGCUUCAUAUCACUAUCAGCAUGGCCGACAAAUAGUUGAUGAAUUAGGCAGCUAUAAGUUAUCUAUUGACUUAUUGAACACUAUUAACAGAAAAAUUCAGCAAGUUUUAACUAAUGAUUGGAAAAUUUCAAAUGGUGAUAAUCUUACUGAUUGUGAUAUGAUAAUAAAAAACAUAUUUCGCAUGUUUUUACGUAAAAUCAGUUCUCUGUCAAAGUUGGACCAAGGCGGUGAUAAUGUGUUAGAUUUCAAUGCAACCCUUCCUUGGAUUUCACAAAAUUCAAUGGAUGAGAUUACAAAUUCAUUAAAUAAAAUACAGAAGACGCUAUUCAUUGCUUAUAAAUCGGCUGUUGAUGGCUAUUUCCGAUUCUUACAGUCUGCACAUGGAAGAAAUAAUGUCCAAAAUAUUCCAGCGCAUCUUCGCGUAGAACGUAUCGAAGAGUCUGAUAUAACAACUGCAACUCUAAGGAUUUUAAGAUUACUAGUGAAGCAUGGACUGCUUUUUGAAGAAUCGUUUGUUGAAGGGUUUAACAAUACUAAUAUUCGUUCAUGGGAAAAUAUAACACCGCAAUUGUUUUCGCGACUGGAUCAUCCAGAACCUUUCGUUCAGCAGCAGCUUUGUAAACUUUUAUGUUCGAUUGCUUCUGUUUCGCCACAGCUCGUUGUAUAUCACACUGUUGCUGCCUCAAAUUCUAGUGGCACUAGCGACUUAAACAAGCAACUACUCCAAAGAAUUGCUGACAGUCUUGAUAAUUCCAAUGGAACAUUGAUCAUAGAAAUUCGGCGUGUGAUUGAAGAGUUACAGCGCAUUACGGUCUUGUGGGAAGAGCUUUGGCUCAAUAAAAUAAGUGGUUUACAACUUGAUGUCAACAGACGAUUUCACAAAUUUGAACGCGAAUUCGAGAGAAUAAAUGAUAAUCUUAACCUUUCUUCCGAACAACGUAAUAAAAUUAUGAAAGAAAGUUACGACGCUAUUAUGAAGCCAGUGAUUUUAUCUAUCGAUCGAUCAUACAAUAGUACUAUUGCUGCUGCUUCAACACAUCAUGAGAAAUGGUUUUGUCGGACUUUUGGUAAUCGUAUUUAUGAAGCCUUGGAAGCCAUACGUUCUCCAUUUUCAUGGGAAUCAUAUAAAACGGGUUGGGAUCUUCUGCGCAAUGUUCACAAAGAUUUAUCGAAGGAAUUAAUGUCAAAUCGUUCAUUAAAGUUAGUUGAUGUUAGUCCAUUUUUGGCAACGAUAAAAUCUUCCGCAAUUGCCAUGCCAGGCUUACCAUAUCAAAUGGAUACAGUGACAAUCCAAUCAUUUGAUGAAAAUUUUAUUAUUCUACCCACAAAAACUAAGCCCAAAAAAUUGGUUCUUCUUGGGUCUGAUGGGCGACAGUAUGGCUACCUUUUCAAAGGCCAUGAAGAUCUUCAUCUUGACGAACGGAUUAUGCAACUAUUACAAAUUACUAACGAUCUGCUUAAGCGGGAUAGGCAAACGAGCGCCCGAAAUUUACGUGCACGCAAUUAUGCUGUCAUCCCUUUAGGAAACCACUCGGGAAUGAUUCAGUGGGUAGAGAACGCUACUCAAAUAUUUGUACUUUACAAAAAGUGGCAACAUCGUGAACAUUUUGCCAAAGUCUUACAAAACAACACUGAUGAAUCAGUUGGAAACCCGCAGCGGCCUAGCGACAUGUAUUUUGAAAAGAUUGGCAAAGCUCUAAAAAAAGAAGGUUGGCCUGCUUCCACUUCGAGGCGUAAUUGGCCUCAUUCUGUUCUCAAAUCGGUGUUUCUUGAAUUAGUAUCAGAAACACCUUCAGAUCUACUUGAAAAGGAGGUCUGGGCAUCUUGCUCAAGUCCAAAAGAAUGGUGGAUGAAAAGUACUUCUUUGUCACGUUCGCUUGCAGUCAU
Molecule: messenger RNA, 3631 nt
Organism: Racocetra persica
Lineage: Eukaryota; Fungi; Glomeromycota; Glomeromycetes; Diversisporales; Gigasporaceae
Source: the annotation of a GenBank genome assembly